AUGGAUAUCUCCAAGAACGAGUCCUAUCGCGAGUUCGAUGGGGCUUCGCUGGAGAAAUACCGUGAGUUCGACCGCGAUACCGACCGAGACGAUGCUUCUUCGAUCCGUUCCGAGGCGCUCGGCGAUGAUCUCCCUCCCGGCUACUACUAUUCUCCUCAGUUCCUAGGGGCCAUGGCGGGGUUUUGUCUUUCAGCAAUGUCGGCAUACAUCUUCUUGAUCCUGCCAACCAACGUGCUGACAUUCAUCAACGCUGAUAUCGGUCCGAGCCCAUAUAUCUCCUGGGUCAACAUUGCCAGAACUCUCUCGCUGUCAUUCACCUACACGAUCCUGGGCCGCUUGUCAGACCUUUUCGGAAGACGAUGGUUCUUCAUUGGUGGCAACGUCGUCGCCAUCGUCGGAAUCGUCGUGUGUGCUGUGGCGCACAAUGUCGAGACACUCAUCGUUGGUGCCGCCAUCUAUGGCCUGGGCGAGACGGUCCAGCUGAGCUUCAACGUUGCCGUUGGCGAGCUGGUUCCCAACAAGUACCGUCCUGUCGUCUUGUCUCUCAUCUUCUUGACCAAUGCCCCCAUCUCCGCGUUUGGCCCUUUCGUUGCCCGGAAAUUCGUCGAGAACCCUAAUCUCAGCUGGAGAUGGUGUUUCUACGUCAACAUCAUCGCCGUGGGACUCGCCAUCGUUCUCUUGUACUUGUUUUACCACCCACCCACCUUUGAGCUUCUCCAUGACCGCAAGACCAAGCGCGAGCUGCUCAAGGAACUGGACUAUCUUGGCAUCUUCCUGUGGACUGCUGGCCUCACUCUUCUCCUCAUGGGUGUAUCUUGGGGAGGCGUCAUGUUCCCUUGGGACUCUGCAGCUACCAUCUCGAGCUUGGUUCUUGGUGUCGUUCUUCUGGUGGCACUCUUCUGCUGGGAGGCCUUUGCGGAUCUGAAGUAUCCUGCCAUCCCUAUCAAGUUCUUUGCCAACCGUGGUUUCAUGGCACUUAUGUUUUACUACUCCGCUGUCUUGCUAUGGCCACAGCAGGUUCAGGCCUUGUACACGACUGAUAUCACCUACGGCGGUUGGCUCUCGUCCACUGUGGCAAGUGCUACAGCGCUUGGUCAAGUUUGCGCAGGAGGCAUCGUGAAAUGGGGAGGCAACGUCCGGUACUGGAUCAUCUUCGCGACCUUCUGCAUGGUCGGCUUCGUCGGGGCGCUCGCGUCCCUGACCCCCGAGACACUGAACACAGGAAUCGCCCUCACCAUCCUCGGCCCGUUCUUCGUGGGCUUCAUCGAGCUGGCAUCUCUCGCUCUGGCGCCCCUAUUCUGCAAACCCUCAGAUAUCGGCCUCGCCUCGGGUCUCCUCGCGUCCAUCCGCUCGGCCGGAGGCUCCAUCGCCGUCGCCGUCUACACGACGAUCCUGUCAAAUCGCCUGGCAACGGAGAUCCCGGCAGCUAUUCGCGGCCCAGCCGUUGCUGCGGGUUUGCCCUCAAGCCAGCUCCCGGCCCUUGCAAAAGCAGUGCAGGCCGGAAAACUGGCCGCAUUCCCUGGCUUGACGAGUGCCGUCAAGGCUGCCGUGGCAAAGGUGCUUCCGACUGCGUACUCGAAGGCGUUUGAGACGGUUUAUCUGGCGAGUCUGGGCUUCGGAGCAAUCGCGAUUGUCGGAUGCUUGUUCUCCAAGGAUGCUCAGAAGCAUCUGACGAACAAGGUGGAAAGACGUAUGGGUGAUGGGAAGAGAGCUUGA
Molecule: messenger RNA, 1716 nt
Organism: Colletotrichum tamarilloi
Lineage: Eukaryota; Fungi; Ascomycota; Sordariomycetes; Glomerellales; Glomerellaceae
Product: fungal trichothecene efflux pump
Exons: 7
Coding region: 1-1716 (571 amino acids)
Biological process (GO): transmembrane transport
Cellular component (GO): plasma membrane
Molecular function (GO): transmembrane transporter activity
Source: RefSeq, a predicted model, not a curated record